Molecule: messenger RNA, 840 nt
Organism: Rotaria sp. Silwood1
Lineage: Eukaryota; Metazoa; Rotifera; Eurotatoria; Philodinida; Philodinidae
Source: the annotation of a GenBank genome assembly
AUGGCUUGUCUCGUACACAAUCCAAGAUAUCGUUCCUUAUUUCAUGCUGUUGUCAAUGAAAUUCGACAACAAAAUUGUAUACCUGUAUGUAAGUUGCGAAAUAUGUCUCGCCAAUGCUGUACAUGCAACAUUGUUGACCAGGAAUCACCAACAAGUGUUGCUAUUGAUUGCAAAAAUAAAGUAAUGAAAUUAAAAGUUCUUACCGAUAAAAUAGAUCGAGAUAAAACAAGUGAUCCCAAACUUUGUCUAUCAUUGUACAGAUUAGAAAAAUGUAUAAAAGAGAAUUGGAUUUCACGUAGAUACGUAUUAUCAACAUCAACUGUUGAUAAACCUAUAAGAAAACUUGAUAAUGAUUCAUCUGAUUUUGAAGAAAAGCAAAUUAUGGAUGUUCGAGGAUCUAUGCUAAGAAGAAACAGAAGCAGUAACUUACGAGAAGCACUUAAAGAUGGAAGAUUUCUUUAUUUACCAUAUAAACUUGAAAGAAAGUCAAAUCUGGAUUCACUAAAUGAAGCUGCAAAAAAAGUACAACGUAGUCGAUUUCUCGGUAGAAAUGGUUACAUCGCAUCUUUAGAAAAACAGCACAAUAUUUAUAUCAAUAUGAUAACAUUGAAAACUACUAAAGCGAUUAUAAGAAUACUCAAAAGUGCGAAAGCAGGCAAAGGAAAUGUAACAAUUCAUAAUGCAGAAGAUCUGUCAGAGGUCGAAGAUGGUGAAUGGUUGUUGGUUCGCGCGAGAAUACGUGAAGGGAAAGGAAAUGAAGUUGAUUUUGAUUCCAUAAUGGAAGAACUCACACUCCGAUGGGAUUGGUAUUUGAAACAACUAAUGAAAAAGAAAAUGUGA